AUGACGGACCAGGAAGAGAAGGUGGAUGGGACUUCGGCUCCCUGCCUCAAAGCUGGCUCUCCAGACCAGGAGGGCUUCUUCAACCUGCUGAGCCACGUACAGGGCGACCGGAUGGAGGAGCAGCGGUGCUCGCUGCAGGCAGGGCCGGGUCCGACUUCUGAGAGCCAGAGUGGCCCUGCACCCGAGAUGGACAGUCUCAUGGACAUGCUGGCCAGUACCCAGGGCCGCCGUAUGGAUGACCAGCGUGUGACAGUCAGCAGCCUGCCUGGCUUCCAGCCCAUAGGCCCCAAGGAUGGAGUGCAGAAACGAGCCGGGACGCUCAGCCCCCAACCCCUCCUCACCCCUCAAGACCCGACUGCUCUCAGCUUCCGUCGGAACAGCAGCCCCCAACCCCAGACACAAGCCCCAUGA
Enhydra lutris kenyoni (northern sea otter) is the source of this 411-nucleotide messenger RNA. RefSeq names its product Purkinje cell protein 2. Gene Ontology annotation, molecular function: guanyl-nucleotide exchange factor activity; protein binding. The record is from RefSeq and is a predicted model, not a curated record. NCBI's taxonomy places the organism in Eukaryota, Metazoa, Chordata, Mammalia, Carnivora, Mustelidae. The coding region runs from base 1 to 411 and encodes 136 amino acids. The transcript is spliced from 4 exons.